Molecule: messenger RNA, 1196 nt
Organism: Euleptes europaea (tarantolino)
Lineage: Eukaryota; Metazoa; Chordata; Lepidosauria; Squamata; Sphaerodactylidae
Gene: BARHL2
Product: BarH like homeobox 2
Exons: 3
Coding region: 31-1137 (368 amino acids)
Biological process (GO): regulation of transcription by RNA polymerase II
Cellular component (GO): nucleus
Molecular function (GO): RNA polymerase II transcription regulatory region sequence-specific DNA binding; DNA-binding transcription factor activity, RNA polymerase II-specific
Source: RefSeq, a predicted model, not a curated record
GGGAUGCAGGCGCCUCUGUGAACCCCCGCGAUGGAAGGAUCUAGCGGCUCCAGUUUUGGAAUAGACACGAUCUUGUCCAACCCCCGGUCCGGCAGCCCGGGCGCGAUGAACGGAGACUUUCGGGCGGGCGAGGGCCGGGCGGCGGAUUUCCGCACGCGGGCCACCCCGUCGCCCUGCUCGGAGAUCGACACGGUGGGGACGGCGCCCUCGUCGCCCAUCUCGGUCACCGCGGAGCCCCCCGAGCAGCCGCACCUGGCGCCCGAACAGCCGCCGCCGCAUCUCCAUCUCCACCACGGCCAGCCGCCGCCGCCGAGUUUGCAGCCCUCGGCCCAGCCGCCGCCGCCGCCGCCGCCGCCGGGCUCGGGCAGCUCGGGCCCCAGGACUUCCACCUCCUCCUUCCUCAUCAAAGACAUUUUGGGAGACAGCAAACCGCUGGCGGCCUGCGCCCCGUACAGCACCAGCGUGGCAUCCCCGCAUCACACCCCCAAGGCGGAGGGCGCCGCGGCCGGCGAAGCCUGCCGCCCCAAACUGGAGCAGGACGAAGGCAGGACCAAACUCGACAAGCGCGACGACGCCCAGAACGAGCUCAAGUGCCACGGGACAAAAGAAGAAGGCGAUCGUGAAAUCACAAGUAGCCGGGAUAGCCCCCCGGUGCGAGCGAAGAAGCCCCGCAAGGCGCGGACGGCCUUCUCGGACCAUCAGCUCAACCAGCUGGAGCGGAGUUUCGAGCGGCAGAAGUACUUGAGCGUGCAGGACCGCAUGGACUUGGCGGCCGCCCUCAACCUGACGGACACCCAGGUCAAAACCUGGUACCAGAACCGGAGGACCAAGUGGAAGCGGCAAACGGCCGUGGGGCUGGAGCUGCUGGCCGAAGCCGGGAAUUAUUCGGCUCUGCAGAGGAUGUUCCCGUCGCCCUAUUUCUACCACCCCAGCUUGCUGGGCAGCAUGGACAGCACCACGGCCGCCGCGGCCGCCGCCGCCAUGUACAGUAGCAUGUACCGGACUCCGCCUGCUCCUCACCCCCAGCUCCAGCGGCCUCUGGUCCCCCGCGUGUUGAUCCACGGCCUGGGACCCGGGGGGCAGCCGGCCCUCAACCCCUUGUCUAACCCCAUGCCGGGGACCCCUCAUCCGCGGUGAAAAAGCUCCCCGCCUCCCUCUCCCCGGCUGUCCCCCCAGUCCAGCCAACAGACUGCACC